AUGCAGAUUUCUCAACUGCUUCGCCAGAACAUCAGGCCGAAACCAAACAUCACCAAGGAUGAACGAAAUGCUUCGAAAAGUCUCCGUGCUGAUCCUACUAUCCACAUUUUACCUGCGGACAGGGGCAAUGCAACGGUCGUCAUGGAUGUCGCCCAGUAUAACGAGAAAAUCUUGCAUCUCUUGAACACCCCUACGUAUAGGAGGAUCAAGAAAGCCCGACUAAUGCCAUCGAAAGAAUGGUUACAAGCAAGUUACUCGGACUGCAACACCAUCCGGAAUGUUUACCUCGAAUCUACAGACACUCUUGUUAGCUUCGACAUCAAAUCACUAUUCACCAAUGUACCUGUCGAGGAGGCUUGUCUUACAGCCAAACACCGUCUAGAAGAGGACCACACUCUCCAGGAAAGAACAGAUCUAAACCCUCAACAGAUUAACGAUUUACUUUUACAGUGUUUAGUCUGCACUAAUUUCAAAUGGCUCGACCAGUUUUUCGAACAAACAGAGGGCACGGCUAUGGGAUCGCCUUUAUCCCUAGUCAUUGCCAACAUUUUCCUCGAAGAGUUUGAACAACUAGCGCUUCUUUCAGUCACCAAACAACCAAAACUCUGGCUCCGAUACGUCGAUGGUACUUUUAUCAUUGGGCAACACAGUAAGGUGUACCUAGAUGGUUUUAUAGAUCACCUGAAUUCUCAGCACAAAUCAAUCAUGUUUACUAUGGAGGAGGAACACAAUCGCUCUUUAACCUUUCUUGAUGUUUUGGUAACCAGACCGGACGCAGGGACUUGGUCACAUGCAGUUUAUCGCAAACCAACACACACCGACAGAUAUCUAAACAAACGCUUGUUUCACCAUCCGUCCACCAAGAAGGGAGUUUGUAACACACUCAUCAAAAGAGCACAUUGCAUCAGCGACCACAACUCCAUCCGGAGAGAAGUGCAACAUGUUAAGGCAGCCCUUAAACUUAAUGGUUAUCACACGAGAGACAUUGCUACACCCAGACCCAGCAAUAGGCUAGGUAAUGCAGACUCGAGAAAGUAUGUGUGUUUACCAUAUUUGGUACAGCUUUCACACCGCAUUCAACACAUUCUAUUACAAGCCGAUGUCAAAGUGUUUCAUAACGCACCCAACAAACUAUCCCGAACUCUGCAAACACACAAGGAAAAACCACCAGCACAGAGUCAACUAGGAGUUUAUCGGAUCUCGUGCGAAUGUGGGAAGGUUUACAUUGGUGAAACAGGACGAGAUCUCCGCACUAGGCUCAAGGAACACCAAGGCCAUGCCAGGAGAGGGGAACAAGAAAAAUCUUCUAUAGCAUUACCAUCAAUAACGCCAAACACGUUAGAGCAGGUGUUUGAAAAACAAAAAAGUCUAGCCUUGACCUAUUUCCAAAAAAAUGGACAAGAUUUUGGCGAAUCGUUUAAGGAGUGCAUGACAGAAUUGGAAGGCAGCAUUACUAAUGAAUACCCGCAUUACAAAUCCAUAAUUGACCGGUAUCUCAAUAUCAGUUUUGGAGGUCUCGAGACCAUUUUGCUUGGUCUUGGUCUUGGUCUCGAACCCUCUGGUCUUGGUCUUGAUCUUGGUCUCGGAUUUUUCCACCGAGACCAGCAACAAAAAUAA
Anneissia japonica is the source of this 1617-nucleotide messenger RNA. RefSeq lists its product as uncharacterized. Bases 1 to 1617 code for a protein of 538 amino acids. The transcript is spliced from 4 exons. The record is from RefSeq and is a predicted model, not a curated record. Lineage: Eukaryota; Metazoa; Echinodermata; Crinoidea; Comatulida; Comatulidae.